Cadophora gregata is the source of this 1518-nucleotide messenger RNA. RefSeq lists its product as uncharacterized. The transcript is spliced from 3 exons. The record is from RefSeq and is a predicted model, not a curated record. The coding region runs from base 1 to 1518 and encodes 505 amino acids. NCBI's taxonomy places the organism in Eukaryota, Fungi, Ascomycota, Leotiomycetes, Helotiales, Ploettnerulaceae.
AUGGCGGACCCUCUCAGUAUUGUUGGCACCACAGCAGGCCUACUGUCACUCGGUAUUCAGGUGUAUGGCGGCAUCAAAGAAUACCUGGGUGCCAUCCAAACUCGAGACGAAGACCUGGAAGGUGUCCGAAGGCAUGCGAGCUUACUCAAAGAUAGUCUCGCGGCUAUUGAGAAGGGCAUUCAGAGCACAGCUAUACACGAACAGCCUUCUAUUCCAUCGGUAGUUUUUUGCUUGCAAUCCUGCAAGACUGAACUCAAUUCUUUGAGGAUUUUCCUCUUCGAACUUGGAUAUCCCCCUGCUACACCAUCCACAUCACUCAGAGCCACGAUCAGCGAAGGAAAGAAGAAGCUGGUAUAUCCAUUCAAGCGGGGGACUAUCACUAAGCUAGAGGAUAGAUUGCGAAAUGUCAACGGAAUACUCCACACGGCAUUGCAAUCCUUGGGAAUGAAUGUCUUAUCUGAAUUGCAUGAAAUGGUCGCUGACCACAAGGGAAAAUCGGAUGUCCUUAUGGGGAACAUUGUGACCCUCCAGUCUGAGACUUCUAUGAUCAGUACAUCGGUCUGCUCGAUUCAACAGACUGUUCCAUCGAUUAUGAAAGGUGUCCAACAUCUAGGCCCACUAAUGGAAACCCAGGUCUCAUCGCUAUCGAGCCGAAUGGAUCAGACGUACGAAGCAGUGCAAAGUAACUUUUCAGGUCUCGGAGACCGUAUUGAAGCUUCUUCACAAUCUCAGAGGUUCCAACUCGAUCGUAUUGAAGCACGUAUGGCACAGAAAGAGCAGGAAGAUGCCAGGUUACGUCGUGUCGAAGAGAUCUUGGCCAAUCUGCAGCUGACAGAUCCUUGUACACGUCAGCAAAACUACACGUCAAAUAUUGCUGUUGGACGUCUGGUUGCAAAGCCAAAUCAUCUCAAGCUUUUAUGCGACGACUUCGACUCCGAACGAGAUUGCUUUCCUUCAAUCACUCAGUCACAGCACUCAGUCACUCGAACUCUGAAAAGAAGGGCAGGCAAUUGCCAGUGCAGCGCAUACCGGCAUCGAAAACGAAGCUACAUUAAAUGGGGGCCUCUAGCCCUUUUCCAUUAUAGGGACACUAUGGCUACCUCGUGCCAAUGCUCUGAGUAUGCCCUCCAGGAAAGUCACAGAAGAGUCGGAGGAACGUACCUGGGAUCAGGUACUCUGCUCAAGCGCGCAAUCCAGAUCACAUUCCUAAUGAAGCGCGGAGCUGGCGGCGCCAGCAUGAACGCUAAUCUGUCAUUCUGCAACGUCGUAGAUGAACAGAAAUCUCCAGUGUUUCGUUUGCUCCGUCUAGUGAUACACGCGUUGAUAUCCAAACCCAAAUUAACCCGCUGGAAGUCCGGUGAUGUUGAGAGACUUUUCAAAGAAUGUCGCUUGAACAUUGGGCAUCUCUAUCGUUUCCGGAAAAGCAGGGCCAAGAGAUAUAACAUCACAAGGAGAAUCUAUUUUACAUCGUGCCGCUUUUUGGGUAAAGCUCCUUGGACUCGAUCUGCGCGCUACUAG